UUGAAUCAGUUUGAGUUAGGUAAAAUCGCGGUCCUCUUGUCCCUGACAUAACUUUGACUGACUGACACUUUGGAGAGCUGCAUGCUGGUGUACUCAAACAAGCACCAGUAUUGUGGUAAUUCGAAGUACUUAGUAGGUAUUGCUUUCGGAGAAGGUACCCGUACAGUAGCAGAUCGGUUGCUGGCCUCCCACAAGCGGGUUCAACCAGUCAAUUGAGAAGUUGCGAUACUGUAUGCGAGGGCGCUGAGAGCAGUACUUGCUGACGUCGUAGGGCGAUAGGAGUAGGUACGUUAAGGACAGUAGGGACUUCAAGAGAAGAAAACAGAAGAAAGAAGACCGGAACACACAAUGGCUUUGACCGUCGACGAGAUACUUAAUAGAAGCCAGGAAGACAACUAUGAAGAAAUUAGAAGGAUUUGGGAAAGCGUCAAACAAGACUCAACAGCCAGGAAGACACAAAAAUAUGUGGACGAACGAAAAUCCAAUUUGGACAGUAUUUAUCAAAGAGCAUUCGACCGACGGUUGCAGGAGCAAGAGGUGUUGUCCUCGCAUAAAUACCUCACUCUCAACCACAAAAUAUCGACAAGCGAAUGGAAGAAUGUUACGCGACAUGCAUUUAGAGGAUCCCAUACUAAGCCAUCGAAAAUGGGACUCGACCACGAGACGACGACGACGACGACGAGAGUUAGACGAGCCAAACAAGAUAGAAAAAUUCAGUAACAUGAUGAAGUUUUUGAAAACGAGAUUCAAAAGCUUAGAGUAAAAUAUACCACAGUGUAAACCGACCUUUACAGUGACACCGAACCAUAACAAGAACUAAGUGACUCGGAAAAUUAUCAGACAGAAUUUACAAUUGCAAAUUUCAUAUUACUAUUUACUCCAAUACUAAAUACGAAACUAAAUACGGAUUACAAGGUUAUGACAUGCCACAGACAUUUAUAGGAAUAGACUACAAAAAUUGAUUACACACUUUCAUUUGGUUUUCCUGUGGCCGUGAAGAACAUGCAAUUAAACUACAAUUGCAUUGUUAGACUCAUAACUAUAAAUGAAAAUACUGCAGAUUGUCCACAGAUUGCAAGAAAAAUACGACAGACAAACAUGGGAGCCGGAACCAGG
Molecule: messenger RNA, 1116 nt
Organism: Leguminivora glycinivorella
Lineage: Eukaryota; Metazoa; Arthropoda; Insecta; Lepidoptera; Tortricidae
Exons: 2
Coding region: 349-720 (123 amino acids)
Source: RefSeq, a predicted model, not a curated record